AUGAAGGGGACGCUGCUUCUGCUGGCCUUGCUGGUGACCGGGGAGCUGGGCUUCCAGACAACGGAAGCAUGCGCUCCUUUCUUCAAUGUCUUUACUGCAAUGGCCAUUGGAAACAAGGAAUUAAUGAAUGCCGUCCUUUCCUAUUAUGACCCUACUGCCCAGGAGAGGGAGGCUUUUGAAAAAAUCCAGGAAUGCUACAAUGAGGCAGGACUGAGGGGCAAAUUCCUGGAUGCCAAAGUUCUGGAAGCCAUCCUCUUCAGCCCACAGUGCAUGGGUUACUAUACCGAGGACAUCAUGGACAAAAUCAAGAGUUUCCUUUCCAAACUAACCUUUAUGUAAUAUGAUGACUGAUGUGGUGUCAUCUUGCUGCCCUGUCCUGUGUCCCUCCUGAAGUUGGAAUCCAGACACUUGUCCCCUCCUUGUCCAGUCUGUUAAGCUGAUUAUAAUAAACACCUGCAGC
Messenger RNA from Peromyscus californicus insignis, 460 nucleotides. Its product is annotated as androgen-binding protein homolog. The record is from RefSeq and is a predicted model, not a curated record. The coding region runs from base 1 to 339 and encodes 112 amino acids. Lineage: Eukaryota; Metazoa; Chordata; Mammalia; Rodentia; Cricetidae. The transcript is spliced from 3 exons.